Molecule: messenger RNA, 750 nt
Organism: Symbiodinium natans
Lineage: Eukaryota; Dinophyceae; Suessiales; Symbiodiniaceae
Source: the annotation of a GenBank genome assembly
AUGUGCGAUGGAUGUGGCUGCAACCGCCCUGCGAAGAUCACGGCCACUGUUGGGGCAUUUCUCGUGCCAAUGGGGGUCGCUCUGUACAUCACGAGCUGUCGGGCCUGGAGCGAAUAUCGGUCCAUCACCGAGGAAAAAGAGCUGGCGGUUGUUGUGGAGGGAAAGAGGAACUUUACUUUACCGGUCAGCGCUGACCUGGGUGGCAGAUUCGCAUUCUACUCAGAUGACCUAGCAGACCUGGGCCACGUGUCUGUGAAUCAGGCGUUUGAAGCAUGUUGCCUUGACCGAGCAGAUUGUCAGGCCCGUGCCCAGUCUAUUCACAUCCGUCAGACCUCCGGACUUGGUUUUCAUUUGUCUGCAGACUGCGUCCCGCCAACAGCCACCCUUGACUGGAAAGGCCAACAGCUCCUGUACACGGGCACGCUCGCCCCCGAAGGACAGACUCCUGGAGACUUUCAGGUGAGUGCCCCAAACCCAGUCUGGGUGAGAGCACUGGACAGCUCCGUGCGGGCCUGGGACAUAGAGGAGGAGCGGAAGAUCUAUUUCCUCGACUUUUGCGGUCAUGUUCUUGUCAUCGGAGGUGCCAUCACACUCUUCGUUAGCUUGUGUCUCAUGUGCUGUUGCCAGCCACCGAAGCCAGUAGACGCACGGGAGGUCUUGCUGGCGUUGCACCAAGUUCAACCGGCACAGACGGUGCAGGCUCCAGUUGCCGUCGCGACACCAUUCCUGGCUGAACGAGUGAACCCUUGA